GUCUCAUCAAAAUAAUUUUCCUUUGGUCAUCGAUCCUUUCCGUUCGCCAUUCUCUGCGCCCUAUGGGUACGGCGGUCCUCCGAUCCCACGAUUGCCUGAAAGGCCGCCUCCAUUUGGAGGCCUUCGGAUCCCGUCCACCGCCGCCGGCCAAACAUUCGCGCAAGAAACCCCCACGCUCUUCCCCCUCCAGCUCCCCGCCUCCUCCGCCGCCGAAGGCUGGCCGGAGCCACCUGACGCGGCCAGCCCGGCUGUCCCCGCCUCCCCAGCCGACGAAUCCCACACGACCCAACCCCCCGUCGUCUGUUCGGAAAACAGGGUCCCCGGGCAAGGAGAACGCUGGCGACACGCAGAUCCGGCCGCGUAGGCCCCUCGUCAUGGAGGAGGUCACGAUCCUUAAACGCGGGGAGGAGUUGCAGGCUUUCGUAACCCCGGCCGAGGAUCGCCGGUCCGACGGCGACGAAUCGGUCCUCUGCUCGACUAAUAGGCUGGGUCCCGACCCGCAGAUCCUCCCAAAGAAGAUCGGGUUCGCCGAUCCGGCGUCGGUGUAUGCCGGCCCGGCCUUCUUCGCGUCCCCGUCCCCAAGCUCGCUCCCUUUUCCGGCUUUCUUCCUGAAAAAGGCCGGCGGCGAAGCGAUCAACAGCGAUGAGGCCACGAGGAGCCUCCGGUGUUUGCUCCGGCUCGAUGCUCUCGCUUGACGGUCAGGCGCUCGUCACUUUUUUCUAGAUUUUUUCGCUGGAUCGAUGGAUUAUGGUGAUCGUGAAAUGGAAAAAAUGGAUCUUUGUGGUGGUUGGACACGAAUUCUAGGUCUAUUUGAAGGAAAAAGGGAUUUCGGAAAUGAUGCGUAGAUGAAGGCAGGACAACAAGGGGCUUUGUAGAGAGACUGAUCGGCGGUCUUCUCUUUUAUGGGGCGAGGGCUUCUCAUCAUCUCUAUUAGGGUUUUUCCUCUUCGAAGAUCUUCCUCUAUUUUUUCAAAAGGAAGACGUGGAAUUGGAGAAUGAAGGGUCAUGCUAGUAUUAGUAGAAGCUUCUUGGUGCUCAUCUCGAUCUAGGUAUUUGGGUGGUACAAGUUGUGAGUUAUGUUAUGUAAUUUUAGGAGUUGGGAUAUGUUAGUGUUGUUUGUGGGUUAAAGAGUACUCGGACGAUGGAAGAUGUUAGUUUUGAAUUACAAGUUGGUAGAUUUGGUCAGUAUUGUACCUAUUUUAUCUCAAUAAUAGUUUGUUGUUUAUUUGCUGAUUUUUC
This is a messenger RNA of Elaeis guineensis (African oil palm), 1238 nucleotides long. RefSeq lists its product as uncharacterized. NCBI's taxonomy places the organism in Eukaryota, Viridiplantae, Streptophyta, Magnoliopsida, Arecales, Arecaceae. The record is from RefSeq and is a predicted model, not a curated record.